Molecule: messenger RNA, 868 nt
Organism: Seriola dumerili (greater amberjack)
Lineage: Eukaryota; Metazoa; Chordata; Actinopteri; Carangiformes; Carangidae
Gene: rpain
Product: RPA interacting protein
Exons: 7
Coding region: 105-788 (227 amino acids)
Biological process (GO): protein import into nucleus
Cellular component (GO): nucleus; PML body
Source: RefSeq, a predicted model, not a curated record
AAAAGCUGAAAUGUUUUGGUUUUGAAGUCCUCCCCAACUUUAGCCAGUUUGUUGGAACAAGUCUUUGUGUAUGAGUGAUUUUACACUUGCUAGUGAUACUACAAAUGGACGCUUUGCACAGACACCGUUCACUUUAUAAAGGAACGACUCCGCCAUGGAAAGAAACGUACCGCAAGCGCUGUGUGGACAGGCUGAAAAACAGCCGGUCCAGGCUGCUGGAGAGAUACCGUCAGAUGGGAGAGAGCCAGCAAUGCAGCGGCUCCGGGGCCUCCAUCAUCGUCCAGGAGGUGAUGGAGGAGGAGUGGACCGCCCUGCGGUCUGAGGACCAGAGACUGCCCUCCCUGUGGGGGCCAGAUGGCAUGGCAGAGAUGUUCAGUGUCAUGAAAGAGUAUGAUGAACUGGCAGUCCUUGAAGAAAUCCAACAGGAGCUCAUGUCUCAAGAAAUAUCUAUUAUUGAUGAGUAUGAGAAGAACCUGCAGUUUGAACAGCAGUACAUGUCGUCUGUUGUGGAAGGGAUGGACGAGGUGCAUAUUAUUUGCCCCAUAUGUCACACGAACAACUUGAAUAUCAACAGCUAUUUCAUCUCCUGCCCCUGUGGACUGUACAUCAACACUAAGAAACAGAACAUUACUCCCGACAUCCUGUGCCGUCUUCUGGAGUCCAGGGUGUCAGAGCACAUGGAGGACUGUCUCCACAACCCUGUUUUCUCUGUAACUCCAAACACUGACAGCUCUCCAAACCUGAUGAUAAGCUGCAAGGUUUGUGACUACUUGUCCAUCGUCCUGUGAAAGCAGCCACGGCCAUCACGAGUGACUUGACUCUGCUUUGCUUUUGUGUAUGUUUUGUGAAAUAAAGGCUAUUUUUUAUA